UCAAUCAAAUACCACAAGGCAAGGCCCCCAUACGUCUCUCCCUCCUCCACUAAGCACUAGCAAUGAUGGCCCUCCGUCAGGGCCCCCUCCCACAUGGGAUGGCCAGUUGGCCACCCCAACUCUGCCAAUUGCCCUAUAAAACCGCCUGGACCGACCGGAGUCCCACAGCGCAGCUGUGACCGGAGGAGGAAGAAGAAGAAUCAGCGGCAGCGAUCGACACAGGAGGGGGAGCGAAAAAAGUGGCCUUUUUUGCAGCCGCCGGCGACAGGACUCUAGCGCUUCUCAGCUCAAGCAUCUGACAGGGGAUCGGAGGAUGGGGGGACGACGCAGUAGAGGAGGAGGCGCGUCGGGCCUGCUAGUGUGGGCGGUGGCGAUUGCGGCGGCGGCGGCGGCGGCGGUGUCGCGGGCGCAGCUGCAGGUGGGGUUCUACGACACGCUGUGCCCGGCGGCGGAGAUCAUCGUGCAGGAGGAGGUCAGCAAGGCGGCGUCCGGCAACCCCGGCGUCGCCGCGGGCCUCCUCCGCCUCCACUUCCACGACUGCUUCGUCAGGGGGUGCGACGGGUCGGUCCUGCUGGACUCGACGGCGGGCAACCAGGCGGAGAAGGACGCGGCGCCGAACGCGAGCCUGCGCGGGUUCGAGGUGAUCGACAGCGCCAAGACGCGGCUGGAGCAGGCCUGCUUCGGCGUCGUCUCCUGCGCCGACAUCCUCGCCUUCGCCGCCCGCGACGCCCUCGCGCUGGUCGGGGGCAACGCGUACCAGGUGCCGGCUGGUCGGAGGGACGGCAACGUCUCGUCGGCGCAGGAGGCGGGCGCGAACCUGCCGCCGCCGACGGCGAGCGUGAGCCGGCUGAACCAGGUGUUCGGCGCCAAGGGGCUGACCCAGGCGGACAUGGUGGCGCUGUCGGGCGCGCACACGGUGGGCGCCGCGCGCUGCAGCUCCUUCAACGGCCGGCUCUACUCGUACGGUCCCAGCGGCGCCGGGCAGGACCCGUCCAUGGACCCCGCGUACCUGGCGGCGCUCACGCAGCAGUGCCCGCAGGUGCAGGGGAGCGACCCGGCGGUGCCCAUGGACCCCGUCACGCCCACCACCUUCGACACCAACUACUACGCCAACCUGGUCGCCAAGCGCGGCCUGCUCGCCUCCGACCAGGCGCUGCUCGCCGACCCGACCACCGCCGCGCAGGUGGUCGGAUACACCAACAGCCCCGCCACGUUCCAGACCGACUUCGUCGCCGCCAUGCUCAAGAUGGGCAACAUCGAGGUGCUCACCGGCACCGCCGGCACCAUCCGGACCAACUGCAGGGUGGCUAGCUAGUAGACUCACAUGCAUGUGUGUUGGCGGGCGGCGGUGUGAUUAAAAUCAUACGGUGACGAACUGUACGUACGGCGUAGAGUGGUGUGAUGUGGUCCGAUGAUGAAAAUUGUACGUGUCCAUCGAUCGAGAGCUGUAGUUGUGUACGUAGUACAGUACGUGCUAGUUACGUAUACGCAUCAGUUGCUUAUAGCUUGUGCGUCUUUUUUUUUUUUGUGUUAUAUACACUUUUUUGUCCUUUUGGUUUUAUACGUGUUUAUGGAUCAGUGAUAUAGCUUUAUUUAUUCUUUUAGCUUA
Messenger RNA from Sorghum bicolor (sorghum), 1609 nucleotides. RefSeq names its product peroxidase 5. The record is from RefSeq and is a predicted model, not a curated record. Gene Ontology annotation, molecular function: heme binding; peroxidase activity. Gene Ontology annotation, cellular component: plasmodesma; plant-type cell wall. The transcript is spliced from 3 exons. Lineage: Eukaryota; Viridiplantae; Streptophyta; Magnoliopsida; Poales; Poaceae. Gene Ontology annotation, biological process: response to oxidative stress; hydrogen peroxide catabolic process. The coding region runs from base 314 to 1315 and encodes 333 amino acids.